Messenger RNA from Procambarus clarkii (red swamp crayfish), 3179 nucleotides. Lineage: Eukaryota; Metazoa; Arthropoda; Malacostraca; Decapoda; Cambaridae. The record is from RefSeq and is a predicted model, not a curated record.
GACGUUAGCAACACUGCAGGUGGACCCGCCAGGUUCACACUCCACAAGAGUACACAGUAGUGCACAAUAGUGCACAAUAAUCCACAAUAGUGCUUAGCUAGCUGAAUGUCAGUUUGUCUGGUGUUGUUAUACUUGAAAGUGCCCAUGUAGAGCAAUGGGGUCACAGGAAUCCCAGGGGGAAGACAGCAUUUUAAGCUUGCUAGCAGAAGCCGCCGAGUGGACAGAUGAGGAGAUACUACAAAGACUCCCGAAUGUUUUACCGAUUGUUGAAGAAUUUUUGCGAGGAACUCCAUCCGCUGAAGAAGCAGUGCAAGUUGCAAGAUGUGUGUGUGGUUUAUUUCUACCCCAUCUUCAAGUUGACAAAAAGACCUAUACGCUUCUUCAUGCUGCUUUAUCUUGUCUCCAAUCUGCUUUUAAUGGAUUCUUGCAAGAUUGUGAAAGUGAAGCAAGGAAAAAUAUAGAGAGAGUCAUCAAGAUGCUUCAGCAAUGCAAUCUGGUGGCAGAAUGUUGUGAGCUAGCAUUGCAGUUUUUGCUACAAGCAGAAAAGGUUGCUAUGGAGGAUAUAAGCAACUUGCCCAGUGCCCUACUACAUAUUGUCAACCUUUCUCUAGGCCACUGUAAAGAGAGUGAAAACAUCUAUGGCAGCCAUUUAGAACUUCUUAAGGAGAACCUCUCAACACUAUUCCAACACGCUGUUAGCCUCUCUACCCAGUUUGCACAUCUUUUAUCAAGGGUUACUUUCAACUCCAAUGAUGAUCUGGAGAUUCUUCUGCAAGGUAAUAGUUUUAAAAGUACAAUGCAGUACAGUACAUACUGUAAUUGUAAAGUUUGUUAUGUUUAUAAUUAUAUUCCUGUUAAAAAUUCCAUAAUGACUGAGAGAGACGAAAAAGUUGUUCAGCGAAUCAUCAAAAUGACAAGCUUUUGUCUGAAAAUAAUUGUUUCUCUUUGUGAGAAAUUUCGAGGAUAUUUGAGAGGUGUACACGUUGUUCUGGCUUCACUGUUGAUGCUGUUGUUCAGGUUGUCUCCUCAUAAUGUAACACUGCAAAUGUACUCGGACAAUAUCAUUAAAGAUAUGGAACAGCAAGUAACGACUGCAAUUGAACCACUUCUGUUGCACCUUCGAGAUGAUGAAGAAUUUAUUAAGGUAGUGCUAGAGAUAGAGCAACAUGACGUGGAGACUGUAGCAGAGGAAUGGGGAAGUUACCUACUUUUAAUAGUAGCAUUGUGUGUGCCACCUAGCACUGUAAUUUAUUUGCACCUAAACAAAAUUAUUGCAAAGAUCUUUUUCAUUGUGGAAAAAAGUCAUUCAAGCUUGUCUUUGCCGUGUAUGAUGAAUGGUGUGAUGUAUGGGGGCCGACUUCAAAGCAAAGUUACUUUCUAUGAACAUUUGCUGACUCGCACGUGUGCUUUAGUGGCCACACUAGAGGCUCAUCAUUUUGAAGUCUUGGAGCAAAUUCUUGUGCAGUGGCUGUUGAGUGGACAACCAUGGCCAGCACUUUUGGCUAUGGAUAUUUGGUGCUUUGUAGCAAGAUUUGGAAGCAGUGAGUUGUGCAAACAUCACUGUAGUGUGUUGAUGGAUGUGUUGCUCAGUACCCCUCCUUCCUCACACCAGUGUCUUAUGACUGCCUCUCUUUUGUCAAGGCUCAUCCCUAAGCUUGCUCCACAUCAUAAACAAGAGAUCUUAUCAAGUCUCAGGGAUACAGGAAUUAUUUUUCCAGAUGGGUUCACCUUGUUCCAGGCUGGGAUAAAGGAUUGUAAUUAUGAGCAAGAUCUGGUAAAUGAUACCAUUAUAACAUUCACAAAGAAUGUGGAUUUAAUUCUAGCAAGAACAGCCAACGAGCAAACUGUAAUUAAUCUACUGGAUGAGUUGGAACAUAUGUCUUCAUUGCUACUAGUCUUCAUAAAAGCAAAUAAUGCAAAUACUCCUGUCAUGGCAAGCUUCACCAGUGCUCUCACUCAGCUGUGGGCCAGAAUGCCAGAAGAUCAUGUUGGGUGCUCAAUAGUGGACCUAAUAUUCUGUCAUCUUGUGAAAGCUACUACCUCAGUCCUAAGCACCUUGUCCAAAAAUCAGUUAAUUCAGGUGCUGUCAUUGUUGAAUGAGAGCUGUACCAAGGAGUCAGCAGUGAUGGGUGUUGUUGUUUGUGACUUAGUGGCUGCCCUUGGUCAGUGUCAUCUCACUGAUUCUACUCACUUAAACAGUAUUCUCCAUCUUAUUGCAGAUGUAAUGGCAGGGGUGUUGAAGAGCUCUAAUCCUUUGGUCCAUCAGUGUGCCCUGGAUGCAUUUGUUGUCUUUGGCCAGCACACACUUCAUGAAGAAGUUUUGCCAAUGUGCCUUCACAGAUGUAAAAAAGAAUUGAAAAAAAAAGUUGCCAGCUAUUUGAAACAGGAGCUGUUUGUGUUACCAGAAGAUCAAACAAAGUUAUUACUACUCAAGCAGCAGAAUAUUUCUUGUAUAUCUCGGGAUAUAUCAAACAUUCAAAUGGAUUUUAAGCCCAUCGGAGGCAGUUCAUCUAUAGAAACUUUGCGAGUACAUGUCAAUGAACAUAAUCCCCAAGAUCUACUUAACCAGGAUCAGAAGCCAUCCAAAAGACUACGAGAUGAAGAUUUUACUCCAGAAAAAGAAGAAGAACCUGACUUAAAAAUGUUGAUCACUUCCUUACAUAACUCUCAUAAUAUAUUAAAAAAAGUAAGAAAUAAUUUGUAUAUAGAAGAGAGAGAGAGAGAUACAAUUAAAUCUAUUUUACAGGAAAUGAUAUGCACUUGGGAUGUGAAAACUAAUGAAAAUUAACCAUUUCAUUUAAGAUUAGUGUAUUUUAUCAGUGUUAGGAAUACCAGAAAUGUUACAAUACAAAUAAGAGUUAUAUAUAUAUAUAUAUAUAUAUGUAUGUAUGUAUGUAUGUAUGUUGUAUGCUCUGUUUACUACAUCUACACUACAACAGAUUGCAACUUAUGCAUUAUACAGUAGAAGAAGCUAUUUCAUCACUAAUCAAUCUUGCAGGCAUGUAAUUUUCAAAAAUAAAUAAUCUCAAAUUCUGUGUAGCUCAAAACAGUUUUCUACAAUGGGAUGCAAGAAUGUUUGGAAACUUCCAGAAGAUACCCACAAUCCUUUGUACAUUGCAGGACAGAAAUGCCAAAAUAUAUUGUAACUCAAAAUAAAAAUAUUAAACUGGAAAUCCUAA